AACUGUCAAUCUUUGGUUGGGCUUUCAAAAGUAGUCAAAAUUCGGUUGUGAAAAUGUCGUAUCCCAAGCUGGACAGUAAGGUGUUGCAGAACCUGAAGGACGUGGCCCAGAAGCUGCGGAUCCACUCGAUCACCUCCACGCAGGCGGCCAAGUCGGGACAUCCCACGUCUUGUGCCUCGCUGGCUGAGAUAAUGACAGUGCUGUUCUUCCACCAGAUGCGCCUGAACCUGAAGCAUCCCCGAGAUCCUUCCAGCGAUCGAUUGAUCCUUUCCAAAGGACAUGCCGCACCCAUUCUGUACGCCGCGUGGGCGGAGGCAGGACUCUUUCCGGUGGAGGAGCUGCGGAAUUUGAGGAAGGUGGACAGCGAUCUGGAAGGUCAUCCAACACCAAGGUUGAGCUUCAUCGACGUGGGCACCGGAUCCCUGGGACAGGGCAUCUCUGUGGCCGCAGGAAUGGCCUAUGUGGGAAAGUAUAUGGACAAGGCCGACUAUCGCACCUAUGUUCUCGUCGGCGAUGGUGAAGCCGCCGAGGGAGCCGUCUGGGAAUCGCUCCACUUUGCUGGUCACUACUGCCUGGACAACCUCUGCGUGAUCUUCGACAUGAAUAAGUUCUUCUGUUCCGAUAUUGCCUCCGAAAUGGAGGUUUAUAGGGAGCGGUUGGAUGCCUUUGGCUUCAAUGCUUUAGUCUUAAAUGGGCAUGACAUCGAUGAACUGGUCAAGGCCUUCCAAAAUGCGGCCAACACCAAAGGCAAACCCACUGCUCUUUUGACCAGAACCAUUAAGGGAAAGGACUUUUUGGGAGUCGAGGGAAUUGACGAGAUGCACGGACAGCCACUCGGAAAAAGAGCCGAGGCAGCUAUAAAACACAUACAGUUGAUGAUCGCCAAUCCGAAUGUGCGUUUGGCCCCCAAAAAGCUCGGAAAGUGUGGCCACGCCCCAGAGGUGAAUAUCAACAACAUAAUGCUGUGUAGUCCGCCCAAUUAUCGGCUGGGAGAUUCGGUAGCCCCUCGUUUGGCAUAUGGAACCGCCUUGGCCAAGAUCGCGGCUGAUAAUAACCGGGUGAUAGCCCUCGAUGGCGAUACGAAGAACUCCACGUAUGCGGAUAAAAUGAGAAAUGCAUUUCCGGAGCGAUUCAUAGAGUGCUUCAUAGCGCAGCAAAAUCUGGUGGGCGUGGCCGUUGGCGCCACCUGUCGGCGACGCACGGUGGCUUUCGUCUCUACAUAUGCCACAUUUUUCACCCGGGCCUUUGAUCAGAUUCGCAUGGGUGCCAUUUCGCAUACGAAUGUGAACUUCGCGGGCUCCCAUUGUGGCUGCAGCAUCGGAGAGGAUGGACCUUCGCAGAUGGGACUGGAGGAUAUAGCCAUGUUCCGAAGUAUACCCGGCAGUACGGUGUUCUAUCCCACGGAUGCUGUGAGUACGGAGAGGGCGGUGGAACUGGCGGCCAAUACGAAGGGCGUGUGCUUCAUCCGCACCACCUAUCCGAACACCACGGUGAUCUAUAACAACGAUGAGGUGUUCGCCGUGGGUUUGGGCAAGGUGGUGCGCCAAAAGCCAUCGGAUGAGGUACUUCUGAUUGGAGCCGGAGUAACGCUGUACGAAUGCCUGGCGGCGGCGGAGAGGUUGGAGGAGGAUUGCAUCACGGCCCGGGUGAUCGACCCGUUCACAGUGAAGCCCCUCGAUGUGCGACUAAUUGUGAAACACGGCCAACUGUGCAAGGGAAGGAUCGUCGUGGUGGAGGACCACUACCAGCAGGGCGGAUUGGGCGAGGCGGUGCUCAGUGCCCUGGCCGACUAUCGGAACUUCGUGGUCAAGCAUCUCUAUGUGCCCACUGUACCGCGAUCGGGUCCACCAGCUGUUUUGCUGGAUAUGUAUGGCAUCUCCGCGAGAAAUAUAUUCAAUGCCACCCUUGCCAUCAUGAAGAAGUAACAUGUCAUAGGGGAUCCAAAUUUGUUUAUUUUGGAAGAAGAAAAAUGUAUCUUUAAGUUGUUUUAAAUUU
Messenger RNA from Drosophila suzukii, 1995 nucleotides. Its product is annotated as transketolase-like protein 2. The record is from RefSeq and is a predicted model, not a curated record. Lineage: Eukaryota; Metazoa; Arthropoda; Insecta; Diptera; Drosophilidae. Gene Ontology annotation, molecular function: transketolase activity; thiamine pyrophosphate binding.